Messenger RNA from Rotaria sp. Silwood2, 417 nucleotides. The record is from the annotation of a GenBank genome assembly. Lineage: Eukaryota; Metazoa; Rotifera; Eurotatoria; Philodinida; Philodinidae.
AUGAAACAUUCAUCGGUUGAAUUAAACGAUUUACCUGAUGAGAUUCUUAUGCUUAUUUUGAAAAAAUUGUACAAUGUUCAAGUACUUUAUUCUUUAAUAGGUGUUAAUAAACGACUCAAUAAAUUUGUACAUGAUUCAAUUUUUACAAGUCACUUAACAUUGAUGAGAUGUUUCUUAGAUGAUACCAUCGAUCCAUUACCUGAUCCAAUCCUUGAUCGAUUUUGUUUACAAAUCUUACAUGAAAUUCAUCAUAAAAUUCAAUGGCUUAAUCUUGAAUCAUCAUCUAUGAAACGUAUUCUUCUUGCUACAAAUUAUCCGAAUUUAUUUGGACUUGGUUUAUUUGAUAUUGAGAUAGAAACAGCUCUGUCUCUCUUUAUUGGUAAGAUAUUUUCUUCAAUUAUUUCGAUAAUUAAUUAA